CAAACCUCUUAAUCUCUCUCUCUACCCCUCUCUCUCUCUCUCUCUCUCUCUAAUCAUUUCUUGGUUCGACCAGAUAAAGCCUAUAAAUUCGGGUCGAAUCGUGGAAGGUCCGUUUCCAGAGCUGGGUAACUCCGUCCGAGAGGUUGAACUGCGGUGUUCGGAGCUGGUUCCGGGUUCGGAUUCUAGGGUUCUUGAGGGCUUCGAGAAUGGCUCAGGCGACCGGGAGGGGUAGGGUGGUCGGGGAGUACCUGGUGGGGCGGCAAAUCGGGUCCGGUUCGUUCUCGGUGGUGUGGCACGCCAGGCAUCGAGUCCACGGGACCGAGGUGGCGAUCAAGGAGAUCGCUACGGGCCGGCUCAACAAGAAAUUGCAAGAAUCUCUAAUGUCGGAGAUCUUUAUCCUCAAGCGGAUUAACCACCCUAAUAUUAUUCGCUUGCACGAUAUUAUUCAGGUUCCUGGGAAGAUACACCUUGUACUGGAGUACUGCAAAGGGGGUGAUCUUUCUGUGUACAUUCAACGCCAUGGAAGAGUCCCUGAAGGCAUUGCAAAGCAAUUCAUGCAGCAGCUAGUGGCUGGACUACAAAUUCUUCGGGAAAAUAAUCUUAUACAUCGGGAUUUAAAGCCGCAGAAUCUCCUUCUCACCACUAAUGACAACAAUUCAGUUUUGAAGAUUGCAGAUUUUGGAUUUGCAAGAUCUCUGCAACCUAGAGGCCUCGCAGAAACCAUGUGUGGUUCACCGCUUUACAUGGCACCAGAGAUAAUGCAACUUCAGAAGUAUGAUGCAAAGGCAGAUCUCUGGAGUGUUGGUGCCAUUUUAUUUCAGCUUGUUACUGGAAAAACGCCAUUUACUGGAAGCAAUCAAAUACAGUUGCUCCAGAACAUUGUGAAAUCAACUGAAUUGCCUUUCCCUCAAGAUAUCCAGGGUUUGAGUUCUUACUGCAAAGAUUUGUGCCAGAAAUUGCUGCGCCGUAAUCCAGUUGAACGAUUAACAUUUGAAGAGUUUUUCAACCACCCAUUCCUUUCUCAGAAACAACCAGCUGCAUCGCCGAGGAGUAGGAGCUCUUCAAGACUAGCGGAUGAAUUUACUUCAUCUGAAUGUGAUCCUGUGAGAAAUAUGGAGGAAAGUUCUCAUGAGGAUUGUCUGCCUUUCUUUUUAGAUGAUGACUCUAGUGGUCCUGAGGGUAGCCCAUCUUUCUUAAGGAGGAGGUCCUCAAUGAAGUCUUCUUUUGGAUUUUCCCUUGAUACAAAAGGUGAUAGAAGGGAAGCAGCAUCUACCACUUCUAAUAACAUGAAUCUCUCUUUCGGAUAUGGUAGUGCCACAGAUAAUUUGGAAAGUACUCAUCCUAAGGUGGACAGCCAUCGACCCUCAGAUAGAAGUUUAGCUGAUCCUCUGAAAUCCAUGGACCAGAGAUCUUCAAACACUCGAUCAAGAGUCAUGGAUUCGCUAGAUUUAAUUGAUCAAGAUUAUGUUGUUGUGUCUGGACCUCCAAUGGAUAUGUCGUCUUCCUCAGCAAGUCCUUCCAAGCCAAGCCAUUCUCCAUACAAAUCACAGAGUCCUCCUGAAGCAGUUUUUAACAUGACCGCCAAAUCAAGUUCCCCAAUGCCAAUCAUUGGCGCACAGAGUAGUAAAAUGUGUCCCAUUGGAAGCUUAGAAAGUCAGAGCUCUGCUCCAGGCACUUCACAGGGAUCAGUGGAUAUGGGAGACACUUUAGAGCAGCCAUCUACUCACUGCAUGACGAGGAUUAAAUCAUUACAGCAGUGUGCCUCUGCCAUUAAAGAUUUAAUAAAUGAAAAGAUCGAGGCAGAUAGGCAACUAGAAGCAUUCUCGAUUCAGCUUGUAAUUCUUGCAAUUUGGAAGCAAGCCUUGCAUAUAUGCCAUACACAAGCUGCCUCAGCCAUGGAAGGAAGUCCAGGCCAAGAGAUUCCAAGAUUUAGGAGGAGCACCAGCAAGAAAUAUGGUAGUUCUGACACAGAAGAACAUCUUGAUGUUUGCAGUACUCAAUUGCCCGAGGAUAUUUCCUCUCAGAUUGAGAGAGAAUUUCUCCUGGAAGUUGAACAUGCUGAAGAACUUGCUAAGGUUAUUGAACCUGGCAAUACGGAGAUGCCAGAUGCAAUGGAGACAAUAUUUGACUCUGCCCUUGCUUUUGGGAGGCGCGGAGGCGUUGAGGAGCUCAUGGGUAAUAUGGAAAGUGCAGCAGCAUUGUAUUCAAAAGCUGUGCUUUUGUUAGUCUUCCUUCUAGUGGAAGCACCAUCCCUCAUUGUCAAUCCUCCAUUCUCCCUCACAAACUCGGACCGGUAUAGGCUCCGAGGUUACAUUGACAUCAUUAAAAACAGGCAAUGUUAUUCAAGGUCUCAGCGGAUGGCUGUUCUAAAGUGCGAGGAUCAACACUGCCCCCCUUAAAUAAAUACAAAGCAAGAUUUUAGUACCAUUUCUUGAUGACUUUGCAUCCUCUUACUCUGUAAAAUUAUUUGUUUGUACAGUUAUUCUUUGCGUGACUGGGGGAAUUGGGAGGUUGACUGGAGUUGACCUAUAUUAGGGUAGGCUGUUGUAAUAUUACAAUUUUGUGAUUUAAAGAAUGAUGAAAUGCGCAUUCCUUCUA
This is a messenger RNA of Corylus avellana, 2598 nucleotides long. RefSeq names its product serine/threonine-protein kinase ATG1c. Lineage: Eukaryota; Viridiplantae; Streptophyta; Magnoliopsida; Fagales; Betulaceae. Gene Ontology annotation, molecular function: ATP binding; protein serine/threonine kinase activity. The record is from RefSeq and is a predicted model, not a curated record. Gene Ontology annotation, biological process: regulation of autophagy; peptidyl-serine phosphorylation. Gene Ontology annotation, cellular component: cytoplasm.